Neocloeon triangulifer is the source of this 1381-nucleotide messenger RNA. RefSeq names its product GPN-loop GTPase 1. The transcript is spliced from 6 exons. Lineage: Eukaryota; Metazoa; Arthropoda; Insecta; Ephemeroptera; Baetidae. The coding region runs from base 128 to 1321 and encodes 397 amino acids. The record is from RefSeq and is a predicted model, not a curated record. Gene Ontology annotation, molecular function: GTPase activity.
UGGGAGGGGAACUUUUUGACACACGGGUAAACAAACAAGCAAAAAACAAGCGUGGCCGGUAAAAAUAAGAUCUCAAAGCAGCAAUUGAAGCAAUUCCAUACAAAUUUUGAUAGAAUUUCUCACAAAUAUGUCCGAAUCAACACCGGCGGGACCGUCUUCUUCAAAAUCAGCGACUGCCUCGGCCAAUGCGACGAAAGUCGAGCCGAGUAUUAAAACUCAGCCCGUGUGCUUGAUCGUCCUGGGCAUGGCAGGGUCAGGCAAGACGUCUUUGGUGCAGAGAUUGACCUCGGAUCUGAACAUUUUGAAUAAACCAGCCUACGUGAUUAAUCUGGAUCCAGCCUGCCAUGAAGUUCCCUACCCUGCCAACAUUGACAUUAGGGACGCAGUGAAGUACAAAGAAGUCAUGAAGCAGUACGGGUUGGGUCCCAACGGUGGCAUUGUCACCUCUCUCAAUUUGUUUUCGACUAAAUUCCAGCAAGUCAUCUCUCUGCUAGACCAAAGAUCGGAGCAGUUUGAAUUGGCAAUCAUUGACACUCCAGGUCAGAUUGAGGUUUUCACGUGGUCUGCGUCCGGCACCAUUAUCACAGAAACCUUGGCCUCAACUUUUCCUACAGUAGUAAUUUACGUCAUGGACACUGUUCGAAGCUCAAAUCCUGUGACCUUCAUGUCCAACAUGCUGUACGCCUGUUCCAUCCUGUACAAAACCAAAUUGCCUUUCAUUGUAGCACUAAAUAAGAUCGAUGUUGUGGACCAUCAGUUUGCUGUGGAAUGGAUGUCAGAUUUUGAAGUCUUCCAGGAUGCACUUGAGUCUGAAACUUCUUACAUCUCAACCCUCACCAGAAGCAUGUCACUCGCGUUAGACGAAUUUUAUCAAAAUUUGAAAAGUGUUGGAGUGUCUGCUGUAACUGGUGAAGGAAUCGGCAAUCUCCUGGCAGCAGUCAAAGAAGCAGCCAUUGAAUUUGAGAAAGACUACAGAGUUGAUCUUAACAAAGCAAUCAAAGAUAAAGUGACCAGCGAGGCCUCGAAGAAAGAUGAGAAACUAAAGGAGGCAAUGAAGGCUAAAGGUAAAGGCACACAAGUACCUAUGGUUUCGAUUUUGGAUGCAUCUCAUGGAUUGGCUGACAUUUACUUGAGGCAUCCUGGAGACGAAAGCAGCGAAGACGAAGAGGGUACGGAAGCCACAAAGGAUGACGAAAGCGAUGAUGAUCCCGAGGAUGUGAAAGCAUUUCAAACAAUGAUGGGUAUCGUAAAAAGUCAAAAAUCGUCAGUAGACAAGAAACUGCAAGCCCUUGUGAAUCUUCCUUCGACAAAACCAAAAUGAAUGUAAACGUUUCAAUUAAAAUAAUUUUUCAGCAAAUUAUAAUUAUUUACUAAUUUAAUU